AUGGACGAGCUAGUGGAGAUCGUCAACCAGCUACAGGACGUGUUUCUAGUCAGUGGUCAAGUCGUCGACCUGCCCCAGGUGGUUGUGAUAGGCUCUCAGAGUGCAGGCAAGAGCUCCGUCCUGGAACAUCUAGUGGGAAAGUCCUUCCUACCCAGAGGUGUCGGGGUUGUGACUAGAUGUCCUCUUGUCCUGCAGCUUUUACAUUCGUCUACUGAAGUCGUUGAGGAAUACGCCAUCUUCCAACACGACCAGACAAAAGUCUUCACUGAUUUUAACCUGAUUUCUAAAGAAAUACUAGAUCAAACCGUGAAGCUCGCUGGAAGCAACAAAGGGAUCUGUAAUGCUCCAAUCACAUUGAAGAUUUACUCCAACUCCUUUUUAAAUCUCACAUUGGUAGAUCUUCCCGGGUUGACAAAAAUACCUGUUGGUGACCAGCCAGACGACAUUGAAAAGCAAACCAGGAAUUUACUGCUUGAAUACUCUAGAAACCCAAAUAGUAUAAUUCUAGCUGUGACUCCUGCGAAUGCGGACCUGACGACGAGCGAGAGUCUAGCAUUGGCUCGCGAGGUGGAUCCUGAAGGUGAGAGGACUCUGGCGGUCAUCACCAAGCUGGAUCUCAUGGACGAAGGCACAGAUGCGUGGGACAUCCUGUCUGGGAAAAUCAUACCGGUCAAACUGGGUAUAAUUGGUGUCGUCAACCGAUCACAACGAGACAUCAUGGAAAACAAAUCCAUGAAAGAAGCAUUGAAAGAAGAAAAGGAGUUUUUCCACAAGCAUUACAAAGCAGUUGAACGCUUCCACGGAACACCCUACUUGACGAAGACUGUUCAGAGAAUCUUAACCGAACACAUAAAAAGUUGUUUGCCAAAACUUAAAACUAAAGUCAAAGAAAAGUUGUUAAAGAAACAAGAAGAACUCAAAGCUUUGGGUGAUGUGAGUUUGGACAAGCAUGUGUUGUUGAUUGAUAUCAUCUCAAAAUUUUCACAAACGUUUUGUUCUAUUAUCAAAGGUGACACGGAUAACAUUCAGACCACUGAGCUGUCUGGAGGGGCGAGAAUCAAUUACGUGUUUCAAGAGAGUUUUGUCCAAGCGCUGCAGAAGAUGGAUGCACUAUCUGGGUUGUCUGAAGAGGCCAUCUUGACCGCUACCCAGAAUGCAUCAGGUGUGAAUCCCGGGUUGUUUGUUCCCGAGGUGACGUUUCAGCUGUUAGUGAAGCAACAGAUCCAACGUUUUCGUCCACAUUGUCUCACAUGUGUUGACCAUGUCAAUGAAGAGCUUUGUAGAAUUGUCCAGACUUGCGCCUACGAUCCUUUGAUCGGACUUGAGAAGUAUCCAACCCUGCAGAAAGAAGUCAUCCGUGUCGUAACACAAAUUCUCCGCAACCGACUCCCCAUUGCAAACAUAAUGGUUGACAGCUUCAUAGACGUCCAAUUAGCCUACAUUAACACAAGACACCCGAACUUUGACACUAACCGUUUGAGUGGGGAAGAGCCAAUAGCUUUGGAAGAAGAGAACUGCAUAGCACGCAAACCCACAAUAAAGUUCUCGGAGAAAAAAAAAGAAAUCACUGAGAAAAAAGAAGAAAUCUCGGAAGAAAAUCGGGAAUAUCAACUAAUUCAAAAAUUGAUUCAAAGCUAUUUUUCCAUCAUCCAGAUCACCGUUCAAGACACAGUUCCGAAGAUCAUCAUGCAUUCCUUCGUGAACUUUGUGAUCAAGUAUCUGCACAGCGAGUUAAUAGCUCAACUGUACAAGGGCAACAUUUCCGACUUGAUGAAGGAAUCGCAAGAUGUCGUGGAAAAGCGCCAAGAGCUUGUAACUAUUGUUGCUCAGCUAGAGAAGGCCUAUGGGAUUUUGACCUUUAUUAAACCGAGCACAAAAUUGCAUGUUGUGACAGAAGACGUCUGA
This is a messenger RNA of Macrosteles quadrilineatus (aster leafhopper), 1905 nucleotides long. RefSeq names its product dynamin-1-like protein. Gene Ontology annotation, cellular component: cytoplasm; membrane; mitochondrion. Gene Ontology annotation, biological process: mitochondrial fission. Gene Ontology annotation, molecular function: GTPase activity; GTP binding; microtubule binding. Bases 1 to 1905 code for a protein of 634 amino acids. NCBI's taxonomy places the organism in Eukaryota, Metazoa, Arthropoda, Insecta, Hemiptera, Cicadellidae. The transcript has a single exon. The record is from RefSeq and is a predicted model, not a curated record.